This is a messenger RNA of Ananas comosus (pineapple), 438 nucleotides long. Its product is annotated as transcriptional regulator TAC1-like. The record is from RefSeq and is a predicted model, not a curated record. The coding region runs from base 1 to 438 and encodes 145 amino acids. The transcript has a single exon. Lineage: Eukaryota; Viridiplantae; Streptophyta; Magnoliopsida; Poales; Bromeliaceae.
AUGGCGCCUGCCGAGCUCAACCUCCUCUCCACGACCCAACCCCACAAACUCCCCCGACACGACAACGCCGUAGAACAAGACGCCGACGCCGACGACUCGUGGGAAGUGAAAGCCUUCAUGCAGGACCGCAUGGCCGCCGCGACGUGGCCCCCGCGCUCCUACACCUGCUCCUUCUGCCGCCGCGAGUUCCGGUCCGCGCAAGCCCUCGGCGGCCACAUGAACGUCCACCGCCGCGACCGCGCCAGGCUCCGCCACCAAUGCCACAUCAAUCCUUCUCCGCCGCAACCGCUGCCACUGCACCCUCGCGUCUUCUCCGACGUCCGACGCCUCCGCUGCCCCGAUCUUACUGAAUUGGUACGUGGUGAAGUAGGAGCCGAAGACGACGGCGGGGUUAAAGAAGGAGAAGAGAUUGAUUUGGAGCUUCGACUUGGAUGGUGA